Messenger RNA from Colletotrichum phormii, 846 nucleotides. RefSeq lists its product as uncharacterized. The transcript is spliced from 2 exons. The record is from RefSeq and is a predicted model, not a curated record. The coding region runs from base 90 to 785 and encodes 231 amino acids. Lineage: Eukaryota; Fungi; Ascomycota; Sordariomycetes; Glomerellales; Glomerellaceae.
GACCGCACCUUACCAUCGCGGAACCAAAAAAAAACAAAAAAACAAAAAAAAAAGCCCCUUCGCCUUCUUUGAUCACGCCACGCAGUAAGAUGAAAGUAUGGAACAAGUUGUUGGACAAGGUCAAGCCCAAAGACCCAAGCCAAUCUGCAACCUUGAAUAUCACGUCCUCUAACGUAGCGACACUCUCCACCACCUCGUCUUCCCCAAUCGAAGUCUCGGCAAACGGUCUUCGAGAGCGGCUUUGGAACGAAGCAUUUGAUGGGCUGGAAUCUGUGGAUGCGGAUACAUUCAAGCGGUAUAAGGAGAUACUGCUUAAGCAACUUCAAGAGGGCCAACUUCAGAACGCUCCUUCCGAUCCGGCCUCCGCGACUGAUGAGCAGAUUAGAGCAGCCAGUAAUGGAAGAUGGCUGCAAAUGGAGCAGCUUGUGGACAUUGGAUUUCAGCGAAUUGAAAAGAGGACGGCCAUCAAAGCAAACAUUAGCGACAAGGUCAACGUGGUAAUGCCGUUUAAAGACCUCAUCGGCAACGCUGUCAAGGCCUCUCCAGAGGCCUCUAUCGCCUGGGUCGGUAUUUCCUUCGGUCUGGAGAUACUCGCGAAUCCUCUAAAAGCGCCAAGUGACAAUCGUAAGGGACUCACCGAGGUCGUCUCAAACAUGGAGUGGUACUGGGGACUCUCGGAGCUUCCCCUUGAGAAGGACAAUACAGAGUCUGCGUUUAAGGAGCUGCGACUUCGGCUGGAGAAAGACAUCGUACAGCUUUAUCGGAAGCUACUCCUUUACAAAUAAAAAGUAUUUAUCGCUUCUUUAAGAGCGAAGUCGAUAAUAUGUUACGACCCGACAUGCACGA